Messenger RNA from Ceratitis capitata (Mediterranean fruit fly), 4565 nucleotides. Its product is annotated as receptor-type guanylate cyclase Gyc76C. The coding region runs from base 407 to 4183 and encodes 1258 amino acids. Lineage: Eukaryota; Metazoa; Arthropoda; Insecta; Diptera; Tephritidae. The record is from RefSeq and is a predicted model, not a curated record. Gene Ontology annotation, molecular function: ATP binding; peptide receptor activity; guanylate cyclase activity. Gene Ontology annotation, biological process: intracellular signal transduction; protein phosphorylation; cGMP biosynthetic process. Gene Ontology annotation, cellular component: membrane. The transcript is spliced from 17 exons.
ACAAUAAAAAGUACUAAAAAAAAAGUUAAUAAAAUUAAAUAUCUAAAGUGAUUAACUGUCUACAGUAGUAGUGAUGAAGCGUAAGCGCAAUAAAACAUGCGCUCAUAAAUUCAUUUUUAACGGUUUAUUUGAAUUUUGAACAAGUACUUAAUAUGUAUUACUUAAUAUUGCGAAAAAAAUAUUGCAUAAAAAUCAAACAAAAUGCUGAUGUUGCUGCUGCAAAGUACUUUUAAUUGCUCAGCAAGCAAACAACAACACUGCCAAAAAAUCAACUCCCAAACGCCAAAUGUACUUACUAAAAAAAAACAAUAAAAAAUGAAUUAAAAAAAAAAUUGAAAACUUAACUUAAAUUAAAUUAAAACACAAUUUUGGAUAGUCAAAUAUACAUACAUACUGUCGUCACGUAAUGAAGACAUUCCCCUGCUUGCCUGCGACGCAUUUACUAUCGUUACCGUUAUCGUUAUCGUUAUCACGAUCAUUAUUUGUAAUUCUAUUUUUACUAUUCAUUGGAGAUCUUAAUUUAUACAAUUUAAUCAAUUUAACAACAACAAAUACAAAUAAAAAUCACAGUUGUUGUAUUGGUAAAGUCUCAGCGGAAGUCUUCACUUUGGGCUAUUUAACGGGUUCACAAAGAAGUCCGGGAAAUUUGGAUUAUCAACGACCAGGUAUUACCAUCUCAGGCGCCAUCACACUCGCCGUCUCCCAAGUGAAUGCUGGCAAAUUGAAGGAGCUCGGUCACUCCAUUGAGUUCAUUGUGGCGGAAACAUAUGGCGAUGAGGUGGCGAGUAUACGCCAAACAGCCUCGCUUUGGACGAGACAAGUAGCCGGUUAUAUUGGACCACAGGAGACGUGUGUACAUGAGGGGCGUAUGGCGGCCGCAUUCAAUUUACCAAUGAUUUCCUAUUAUUGCAUACAUCGGGACACAUCCAAUAAACAAGACUUUCCCACCUUUGCACGCACACGACCGCCUGAUACGCAAAUCUCAAAGUCGGUGGUCUCAUUGCUGUUAGCUUUUAAUUGGACGCAAGUCUCCUUUUUGUAUUUGGACAGUCCACACAGUCCCUACCAUCCGGUCGCUGAGACCAUACAGAAUAUUCUACACAAUGCCGGCGUUAAGGUGCGCGAUGUGGAAACGUGGAAUACGAUCUAUCAUCACGGUUUUAUGGCGAAUCCUUUCGAUGAACUUGUGGAGCGCACCUAUAAAAAUACACGCAUUUAUCUCAUACUUGGCCAUUACUACGAACACGUUGGACUGAUGGUCAGCUUGGAACGGAAAGGCUUAUUGGCUAACGGCGAAUAUUUUGUUGUUGGCAUUGAUAUAGAACAAUAUGAUCCAGCAAAUCCGGAUAAGUAUUUACGCGGAUUACUUUUGGAGAAAAUCGAUUUAAGCGCAGAAGUAGCUUUUCAAUCAUACGUGGGCAUUUUCCCAACAGCAACGGUCUCAUUUGCCAAAUUCGCCAAAGAGGUCAACAAAUAUAUGGAACUGCCACCAUUUAAUUUUCCCAAUCCUUUAGGCUAUUUUGGUGGAGCUAAGCAGAUCAGCGCCGAGGCGGCCUAUCUCUAUGAUGCCGUUCAUUUGUAUGCAAAUGCUUUAAUAAAAGUUUUGAAAGCUGGUGGUAAACCGAAAAAUGGCACUGCUCUCAUUGCGGCCAUAAAAGGUUCAAAAUAUCUAAGCGCCAUGGGCUAUCAUGUGUAUAUCGAUGAGAAUGGUGAUGCCGCAGGCAAUUAUACAGUAUUAGCGCGUGGUUAUGCGCGUAAUAGUAGAAAUAUGACGGUACCGGGUCUAGUGCCGGUGGGAACAUUUAGUCAAACACAAAGUGAUAAAUUACCUGAUCUCAAUUUGUAUGGUAAAAUCCAUUGGGUGAGUCCGCUUGGUCGGCCAGCGGCAGAGCCGAAAUGCGGUUUUGCGGGCGAGCGUUGCAUCAGUUACACUGGUGAAAUAUCAGCGAGCAUUGCUGGCGGUGCUUUGGUGUUGCUCGGGAUUAUCUCAUUGGUUUUAUACCGCAAUUGGCGUUACGAACAGGAGUUGGACAGUUUGUUGUGGAAAAUUGAUUUUCGUGAAGUGCAAAUGCAUGAAAGCGAAAAGGAACAGUCUAGUCAAAAGCAAACAAGGUCCACACAUCCUCUCAUACGCACCAGCCAAGUGAGUUUGAGCUCAAAUCCUGAUGCCGAUUUUCGUUAUACAACAAUUUUUACACCCAUUGGACUCUACAAGGGCCAAUUGUAUGCCAUUAAAAAAGUACGAAAGAAAUCCGUGGAUAUAACGCGUGAAAUGAAAAAGGAAUUGAAAUUGCUUCGCGAUACACGACAUGACAAUAUAUGUGCCUUCAUUGGUGCUUGCACAGAUCCACCGAAUAUUUGCAUCAUCACAGAAUAUUGCACCAGAGGCAGCUUAAAGGAUAUAUUGGAGAAUGAGGAUGUCAAGUUGGACAACAUGUUUAUCGCCUCAAUGGUUGCGGACAUCAUACGCGGUGUCAUCUACUUACAUGAAUCGCCCAUUCGCUUUCACGGUUCAUUGUGCACCUCCAAUUGCCUCGUCGAUUCACGCUGGGUUGUUAAACUGACCGAUUUCGGUUUGUUCGCCUUCAAAAAGGGCAUGGAGGACAAUUCAACGGAAGUGCCAAACAUGACAGUUAAGUGUACAAAGCUACUUUACCGCGCACCCGAACUACUACGACUUGGCGCUGCAUCGCUCGUGACGGGCACACAAAAGGGUGACUCGUAUUCCUUUGGCAUCUUGCUCUAUGAAAUACACACACGACACGGUCCUUUCGGUGAAACUGGCCUCACACCCAUGCAAUGUCUACAAAAGGUACUCCAACCACAAGAUCAUCUUUAUCCUUAUCGGCCCUCUUUGCAACCACUGGAGACCUCCUUCGAUUGUGUACGCGAAAUAUUGCGUGAAUGUUGGUCCGAGCGGCCGGAAGAGCGUCCCGAUUUUAAGACGAUACGUGCCAAAUUACGUCCGCUACGUAAGGGUAUGAAACCGAAUAUAUUUGACAAUAUGAUGGCUAUGAUGGAGAAGUAUGCGAAUAAUUUGGAAGCUUUGGUCGACGAGCGCACCGAUCAGUUGCAAGAGGAAAAGAAGAAGACUGAUGCAUUGUUAUUGGAGAUGCUGCCACGUCCGGUGGCAGAGCAAUUGAAGAAGGGCAAUAAAGUGGAUCCGGAGAGUUAUGAGCAUGUGUCGAUAUAUUUUAGUGAUAUUGUGGGCUUUACCGCGAUGUCGGCGGAGAGCACACCAUUGCAGGUGGUAGACUUCUUGAAUGAUUUAUACACGUGCUUUGAUUCGAUCAUCGGGCACUAUGAUGUCUACAAGGUGGAAACCAUUGGAGAUGCUUAUAUGGUGGUCUCUGGUCUACCAAUCCGCAAUGGUGAUUUGCACGCCGCCGAAAUCGCUUCGAUGUCCCUCCAUCUACUCAGCGCGGUGUCUGAAUUCAAGAUACGACACCGACCCACCAACAAACUAUUACUACGCAUCGGCAUACACACAGGACCGGUAUGCGCCGGUGUGGUGGGCUUGAAAAUGCCACGUUACUGCCUGUUCGGCGACACAGUGAACACCGCCUCGCGUAUGGAAUCAAGCGGUGUACCAUUGAAGAUACACUGCAGUGAACAGUGUCGCGAAUUGCUGGAGAAACUCGGUGGCUAUCACUGCCAGGAACGUGGUAUGAUAACAAUGAAGGGUAAGGGCGAUCAACGCACCUACUGGUUGCUGGGUGAGGAUGAGGAUGCGCGUAAUAAACGCAACUAUGAACGUUCACAACGACGCGGCUCGCGUGCGCUCAACAAAUUCAUACAAGGCACUAUCAAACAGAAUAGUCAACAGCAGACGACAUCGGCGGUGGUGGAUUAUGGCAUACGUUCGUCGUUGAAGAAUAAGGGUAUGCCGCGGAAUUCGUUGACACGCUCCUCCAGCUUGGAGUCGCCGAAGAAGCUACGUUUUGCAACUGGCAGUUUGCUCGAACAUCAUCGCUAUCACAGUGAUGAGGCACUACUGGAGGUUAUCACCGACUCAUACACUGGCGUACGCCGCUCCUCAGGCGGUUCGACACACUCCCGGUAUGAGGAAUCGACGUUAUCGUGUGGUAGCAAUGAAGAGCUCACCAGUUGGCAGCGUCAGCGGCGACCCUCCUCAUAUCCCACAGCCAAUACGCCGCUGCUACUCAAUCAUGUAGAGACCUGACAGCGGGUGAAGGACGAGUGAGUGCAGCUGCUACCUGCUGUAGGCGUGGCAUAUUACGGCAGGCCGAGAGAGUAAUCAAAUACAGGAAUUUAUUAGACUAUUUCGACUAUUAGCGUAUUCAAAGAGAAGUUAAGAGAAAAAGUAGUUGAAUUAUUUUUUUUCUUUUCAAUUAUUUUGCAUUUCUCAUGUGUAGGCAAUUUCAAAAAAUAUAAUAAUACAAAUUUAAUAAUUAAUUAAAAAUCUUAUAAAUAACGGUAUUACUAACUGUAACUAUUUAUGUUUGUACUUAGUAAUGCUUUUUGCCGGCAGCGUCUGCGCGAAAAACAUGAAAAAAAAAAUUGGUUUUGAAAACUUUUGUGAUUCAGCAUCUACAAAUGAAUUU